UCCUGAAUAGAAGGGAGAGUGAGUCAAUCAUAUGGCGAUACAGUCCCAAGUUUUGUGAUCCUGAAGCCAUCGGAGAGAUAGAGAUCGAGAGAUCUAAUGGCGGCGAUAACAACCGCGGUGAUAGCAAUAGCAGGAAUCAUACUGGGAUGGAUAACGAUAGAGAUGGCUUGUAAGCCUUGUCUUGAGAAAGGCCGUGAAGCCAUCGACAGAUCUCUCAACCCCGAUUACGAUCCCGACGACGAAGACGUCGAUGCAUCUUCCUCCGCCGUCUCUCGCGCUCCUCUCCUCACCAAUCGUCCUCCGGAUGUCCCCGAUCCAUCCGCCGCUGAUCCCUCCACCGCGAUUAAGUCAGUCUGAUCGGUUCGGUCCUUCGAUUCUUUUUUGUUUGGUCUUGUAUUUACCUGAAUUGCUUCCAUCCUUUGUGUAAACAAACCUCUUAAUAAACGAUGUCGUGCUUUGAGCUGCUUC
This is a messenger RNA of Raphanus sativus (radish), 468 nucleotides long. RefSeq lists its product as uncharacterized. The coding region runs from base 97 to 357 and encodes 86 amino acids. The transcript has a single exon. The record is from RefSeq and is a predicted model, not a curated record. NCBI's taxonomy places the organism in Eukaryota, Viridiplantae, Streptophyta, Magnoliopsida, Brassicales, Brassicaceae.